AUGGCUUCUGGCACUGCUCAAAGAGCUGAUUAUUUUCUAGUUGCUUUACACGUUUCUCUUCAUGUUUGCAGUGGGUCGCUUUUGACAAAUUCUAAUUGGUUUGCAUUUGAGGAUGAAGGAAUAGAUAAUGCGCUUCCAACUGAUUCAGUUCCUUCCCCUUCGUCCAACACUGCGGGGCAUGAGGUUGUCAAUGGAGGAGCUGGUGAUGAAGAUAACGAUUUGGUGGACACUGCAACAUCUGAACAGCCUGAACUAAUACCUAGUUUAAUCAAUCCUGCACCAGACAAUCUGUCCGAGGACUUGAGAGAAACAGAAACGAGGGUUAGUGAGAAGCCACCUGAAUGGGUUGAAUGGAGGGAAAAUUCUGAUUUUGUGGAAUUGUUUGAUCCAACCUCGACUACACCUCCAAAUUUACCGGAAUGUGAGCUUCAUGUGGAAUCUGACGUUCAGCCUGAUGAUGCUGGCUUAGAUAAAGCAGAUGCUUCCCCGUCCUCUGUUACUGCAUCCGUGGAGAAUUGCAAGAGUGAUGCUGGAAGAGGACCACUCAAUUCAGUAAAAGAUUGA
This is a messenger RNA of Fraxinus pennsylvanica, 564 nucleotides long. Lineage: Eukaryota; Viridiplantae; Streptophyta; Magnoliopsida; Lamiales; Oleaceae. The record is from the annotation of a GenBank genome assembly.